AUGCACGCUGCUCUCACUACUCUCCUUUCGCUUGGGCUGGCCACCGCCGCCCUUCCCGCUCCGGAGCCAGCAUGGGCGAGACCACAGGCAUACUCUCAUGGAUUUGGAGGCUUGGGCAAGAAGCGUCAGGAUUCGCCGCCAUGCAACGACACAGCACCCGCUCCUACGGCAACCGCCUCAACAGCACCUGCUCCAGGCACAACCGGGUCGCCAACUCCAGGCAAUGGCACCGAAUGUCCUGCGCUGGAGCCCUCCACAUGCCUCACUGAAGCGCAAGCCAACGACGCCGCAGAGAUCUUCCAGUCCCUCAUCAGAGCCUACACCGACGAACUUGCUCUCGAAGCUCUGACUGAAGACUUUAUUGACUACUCAUCGGCCGUCAACAUUAUCCGCAACAGAGGCAACGACGCUCCAUUCGUGGUCAAUGAGGCUUCAUUUGUCGGUCGGGCUGCGUUCAUGGCCGCCCAGGGUGCUCAACCUCUGAUUCCAUUCGACCUUUUGGGCAUCCGCUACGGCUGCGACUUUGUCACAGUCCGAUGGCAGACUCUUCGAUCCGCACAAGGUCAAGCCACCGAGAGCAAUGACAUUCCCGUCGUUGGGCUUGGCGUGCUCAACACCGUUCCAGACAGCGACAACAUCUACGGCUUCCGUGUGCAAGAGCUCUGGUCUGAGUUCAACUCUGCAGCUUGGCUUGUCAAUAACGGUGUCUUUACACCUUCUGCAGUCACCACAACUCCGUUCCCAGAAGAGACUGCUGCUCCGGAGAAGCGCGCCCCGGCACCAUGGGAGUGGGCUGGCAUCUAA
Pseudocercospora fijiensis CIRAD86 is the source of this 804-nucleotide messenger RNA. RefSeq lists its product as uncharacterized. The coding region runs from base 1 to 804 and encodes 267 amino acids. The record is from RefSeq and is a predicted model, not a curated record. Lineage: Eukaryota; Fungi; Ascomycota; Dothideomycetes; Mycosphaerellales; Mycosphaerellaceae. The transcript is spliced from 2 exons.